Messenger RNA from Theobroma umbraticum, 1318 nucleotides. Its product is annotated as Chaperone DnaJ-domain superfamily protein. NCBI's taxonomy places the organism in Eukaryota, Viridiplantae, Streptophyta, Magnoliopsida, Malvales, Malvaceae. The record is from RefSeq and is a predicted model, not a curated record.
AGCACCCUUUCACUCAGAUAUUUUCUUCUUCUCCUAAUCUACGUUCCAUUUCUUUAUAUAAACCCCUGCCUCUGCCCUUGGUUUUUCAACCCUCUAUGUGGUUGCUUAACAGCAACAACAACAAUAUUACGGCAUUGAAAGAGCUGGGGUUUUCACAACUGCUUCUCAGAUAUUGGGUCUUUUUUAUGCCUGUUUGGAAAUAAAAACUGGGUCAACGAUGGAGGCUGAACAUGGCUUACCAUCUUAUUAUAAUGUUCUAGGUGUCAAGCUGGAUGCUUCUACCCAAGAUAUCAAGCGUGCUUAUCGAAAGCUUGCAAUGCAAUGGCAUCCAGAUAGGUGGACAAGAACACCUUCUCUAUUGGGUGAAGCUAAGCGUAAAUUCCAGCAGAUUCAAGAAGCCUAUUCAGUUUUAUCAGACCAGAGGAAGAGAAUUCUGUACGAUGCUGGGUUAUAUGAUCCUGAAGAUGAAGAGGACGAGGGCUUUUCUGACUUUGCAGCGGAAAUGAUCACUCUAAUGGCGCAGACGAGGAAAGAGGAAAAAGAUUGCAGCCUUGAGGAGCUACAAAAGAUGUUCUGGGAAAUGGCACAAGAAUUUCAGUCACCUUCAUGGUUUUGUGGAUCAUUUCAAAAAUCUGGGAGCCCGAAGAGGACAAAAUGGGAUUCAGCUCGGAUGAGUGAUAGACGUUCACAUGUAGGUGUAUCAGGGCUCAAGAUGUAUGAAACCAGAAGUUAUUGAAGUUUCUGCUUUAAUUAACAACAGAAAUCAUUUGGACAAGGGAAUGAUACUCAUUCUAGUACUUCAUUGAUCCUCAUCUCAAAGCAGAUGAUACCUGAAUUCUAUGUGCUUCUCAAAUCUUUGGAAACAAGCCUAGAAUGAUUGGGUAUGGUUACACUUGUUGGAUUUUGUAGUUGGGGUUUGGACUUUUACUUUUGUCAUGGCAUGGUGCUUUGUGAGCGGCUGGUCAGAGUGCUCAGGGAUAUCUACACUCCCGGAUGGUAAUGUACACACACUUCCUUGGUGUUCACUAUAUAUAUAUAAUGUAGUUGAGCAAAUGUGAAAGGACCGUUUUCUCCAAAAUCGAUUUCUUGUAUCUGUUUGAUCAGAAUUGCUUGUGUCUGACUUUGUUAUUGUAGUGGAAAAUAUGCUUCUCUCGACUGAUUUAGGCGGUUAUAUAAGCCUAGUAAUUUGACAAUCAUUGAUAACAUUUGGAAUGCUGAUGUAAGCAGCAAAUCUAGAAAUUGCUAGCUGAGCAAAGGCGGGAACAAGGUCUUGGUGCUAUGUGCAAAUAGUUACUAUCUAAUUGUUUGAUUGCAAAAA